GCGCUCGCUCGCCCGGCGCGUAGAUGUGCCGUACUCCUCGAUCGUGUGGCGUGUGCGCCGUGCAGCGCUUUUUCCGAUGGGACGGAGGACGCUUUUGUGCACGAAGAUGGUGUCCCGUGAACUUCGGUCGACGAGACGGACUGAAGUUUGCGCUCUGAUCGGAUCGGCCAGCUCGCAGCAGUAGCGGCGAGCCGCACAGGAGUCCAAAGCAAGCAGCCCUUCCAUAACUGGAUCGAUACCCUAAAAUCCGUUGGAAUGAACGGGAUGGGAACCUACGCGCUUUCCAUGUCCGUGCUUCUGUGCACGGUCGCCGCUCCCAACGGCUUGAUUCCGCUGCAGCCGAGCAGCGUCGAUAAGGUGGAAACUGUCGAAGCCAGCACGCUCAAGAGUCUCUACAUUGCGGCGGUGUUCCCGAUGAAAGGCCACGGCGGCUGGCUCGGCGGGCAGGGCUGCCUGCCCGCGGCCCUCAUGGCCCUCGAAGACGUAAACAAGAGGUCCGAUCUUCUCAUAGGGUACAAGCUGGAGAUUGACUGGAGAGACAGCCAGUGUAAUCCCGGUCUUGCAGCCACCGUCAUGUACGAUCUCUUGUACAACGACCCUCAAAAAUUGAUGCUGCUCGGAGGUUGCAGCAUAGUGUGCUCUACCAUCGCCGAAGCUGCCAAGAUGUGGAAUUUAGUUGUUAUAUCCUACGGUUCUAGUUCUCCCGCACUGUCGAAUAGGAAACGCUUUCCGACGUUCUUCCGAACGCACCCUUCAGCCACGAUCCACAACCCGACGCGCAUCAAGUUGUUCCAGAAAUUUGAAUGGUCGCGCAUCGCCAUCAUCCAGGAGGCGGAAGAGGUGUUCACUUCGACGGGAGAGGACCUUGAAAUUAAGUGCAAAGAGGCGCACAUUGAAAUUGUCACAAGACAGAGCUUUCUGACCGAUCCCACGGAUGCGGUGAAGAACCUGGUGAGGCAAGAUGCGCGGAUCAUUGUGGGUAUGUUCUAUGUGGCAGCAGCUCGCCGGGUUUUUUGUGAGGCAUACAAGCAGAACGUGUUUGGCAAGCAGUAUGUGUGGCUGCUGAUUGGCUGGUACGAGGAUGGCUGGUACACGGUGCAGGACAAGGGCCACAACUGCACCACGGAACAGAUGAAGGAGGCCCUGGAAGGGCACUUCACCACCGAGGCCCUCAUGCUCAACCAGGGCAACCAGGAGACCAUCUCGGGCAUGAGCUCACAGCAGUUCCUGGAGCGAUACGAGCUGGCUUUGGCCGAACAAAACGGCAUGAACGGCUACCGCCCUGAGGGUCACCAGGAGGCACCGCUGGCGUACGACGCCAUCUGGGCCAUUGCCCUGGCCCUGAACAAGACCAUCAACACACUCAAGGAGUACUCGAUGAGCAUCGAGGACUUCACCUACACCAACAAGAAGAUUGCAGAUGAAAUCUGGUCGGCCAUGGACGCCACUCAGUUCCUUGGCGUCUCGGGAUUUGUUGCAUUCUCUGCCUUGGGAGACCGCAUGUCGUGGACACUCAUCGAACAAAUGAUUGAGGGAAGCUACGUCAAGAUUGGCUAUUACGACAUCGAGACCGACAACUUAACCAUUUACACUCAGGCGAAGUGGACCGACGGCAAGCCACCGCAAGACCGCACCAUCAUCGUCCGGGUGCACAGGAAGGUGUCACUCAGCCUCUUUGCCGGAAUGUGCGCCGUCGCCUUCAUUGGUGUCGUCUGGGCAGUGGGACUGCUUGUCUUCAACUGGAUCUUCAGGCACUCCAGGUACAUCCAGCUGUCACAUCCAAUGUGCAACAACAUCAUGCUGAUCGGCAUCAUUUUGUGCCUGGUUUGUGUCUGUCUGCUCGGACUGGACGGACAGUUUGUCAGCGAGUUCAGAUAUGCACACAUCUGCCAGGCUCGCUCCUGGUUCCUAACCAUUGGCUUCACGCUCUCCUUUGGGGCCAUGUUCUCCAAGAUAUGGAGAGUCCACCGAAUCACCACCAUGUCGAAGUCGGAGAGCAAGGGCCUCUCAUUCCAGAAGGUAGAGAGUUGGAAGCUGUACGGCAUGGUCGGGGCCAUGGUGCUGAUCGACGCGGUCAUCCUGACCGCCUGGCAGCUGGUGGACCCUAUGAAGCGGGAGCUCGAGAUCUUCCCCCUCGAGGACCCUGAGAUGUCCGAUGAGGACGUCAAGAUUGAGCCUGCCCUCGAGCACUGCGAGUCCAAGAACCACGCCAUCUGGCUCGGCGUCAUGUAUAGCUACAAGGGCCUCCUGCUCAUCUUUGGAAUCUUUCUCGCGUAUGAGACGCGGAGCGUCAAGAUCAAACAGCUCAACGACUCUCGACUUGUCGGCAUGAGCAUCUACAACGUUGUGGUGCUGUGCUUGAUCACGGCUCCUGUCACCCUGGUGAUUGGCAGUCAGCAGGAUGCCACCUUUGCCUUUGUGGCCCUGGCAAUCAUCUUUUGCAGUUUCCUUUCUAUGGCACUCAUCUUUGUGCCUAAGAUCAUAGAGCUGGUACGGAGGCCACGCGAGCGUGCGGAUGUGCGCAGUCUCAUGGACACCAUCACCAGUAAGGAGGAAGAGGAAAGGCAUCAGAGGCUCCUAGCUGAGAAUGAGGACCUCAAGAAGCAGAUAGCAGAGAAAGAGGAACAGAUUCAGCUGCUGAACCAGAAGCUGCAGGAGCGGCAGCGCAUGGCAACGGCACUGCCGUCAAGCGGGGAGCGGGUGCGCAUCGCGCUGCCCCCGACCUACGCAGAUGGAAUGCUGGCCCCACGGGAGCAGAUAGCCAUCGACCCCGUCUCGGAUUCGGGCUUCGUCACCGGAACGUCCGUAGCACGCGGAUCCAGGCUGUCCCAUUCGGACUUUGAGUUUUCCGAGUCAUACUUAUAAGCGAACCUCGACACGCUCGCCUCUUGUAGGCCCUGGGUUCGACGGGAGACUCGCACGAGCCGCAGACGGUGACGUUCCGUCUUCUCGUUUUUUUGCUUGUGUAACCACGUUUAUUGCUCACGUGCAAGCGCUGGGGCGAGGGAGAAGCACAAAAACACGUCCACAAAGGGUGCUGCACACAAAACUGUGUGUCAAGGUUAACAUUUUUAGCUUUUCACCAUGCCAGCUAUGUUUUUAGCUCAUUUGUAGGUGCUUGAGGAAGGGAGGCAGCCUAAAAUUCAUCCGCCAAAGGGUCUGCACACAAAACACUGCAUUGUGGUUACGGCCUCUUGUGUUUUUCACCCUUAUUUCUAGCAAGGUUUGACCAUACCGGAGAGGCAUUGUGUUUCACUGUGAUAGAAAUUGGCAUUUACUGGAGUAGACAUUGUCUACACUGCAUCGGUGCAUAAAGUCAGCUAAUUGAAUCUCGUAAGGUGGGGCACUAUUACACAUAGUUCAGUUGCUCGUCCGCACCAGAGCAUCAUCUUUUUUUAUGACAGUAGGGCAGUACUAUAGCAUGAAAAAUUUACUUGUUUUGGUCUUCAUGAUUAUUAGGCAUGUGGCUUAUAAUCAUGAGUUUGAAGCAAAUUAAAAGCAAACAGUGCAACCCACUUACAACAAUACAACAUAUAACGAUAUACUAUAGCACUUAUAACAAUCAGUUUCUAGAGUAUCUAGACUGGAAAUGAUCAGUUUCUAGUCUAGGUACAACGAUAAUCGGUUAUAAUUGAAAUUUCGGGUUUUUGCAUUAUCGUUAUAAGCGGUUUGCACUAGUGGUUUUGGCCGAAUAUUUUUAAAUAGAAUAUCGAAAGAAUAUUUAAUAGUUUUUCCAAGUCACUCAUUAGCGUACAAUAUGCUUAAACGAAAAUUCAGCUAAACUGGUGAAGGUUGUUUCCAAUCUUCCACUUGUCCACUUCUAAGCUCAGUUAAUUUUAAUAUAACCAUAUGAACUGUUAAUGUAAACAACACAUUUGUCGCAGCUAUCCUGAUCGAGAGGAUUUAUAAAUUGGCUUUGCAAAGGCAUAUAUUGUUUCUCUUAUUUUAAAUUUGACAGCAAAAGAAAACAAGCGCGAAUGAUGAAUGCAGACUGUCAAGACAUCGCCGCCUAAUGUAUACUUUUGCAUAAUCGCGGCAGGUUAGCCCCAUUGAGUGUGCUUCCCACUGAGCGCCUGUGCACCGCGGGGAAACAAUACCCGCGAGCUCGGUGGGUAUUGCUUCGCCGCAGUGCACAGGUGCUCGGUCAGAAGCGUACUAAACGGGGCUAACCCACUGCAAUCAGCACUUCGAAAAGUAUGAAUAUCGUAGUUCGCCUCGAAGCAAAUAUUGAAUAGCGCAUUAUUCGAAACUACUAUCUGGAAAUUCGAAUAUUCGCAGAACACUAGUGAUUAUAUAUCCACAGAAAGGCAGAAUUACUAUUACAAGUGUUUAGACAAGGACUAUCAACCUGGAAUAAUAUGUCGGAGUGAACACCAAUUGGCUUAAAGGGGUUAUGACACGAAAAUUAAACAGAUUAUAGGAACAUACAAUGGGUCCUAGCAGUAUUGUUAUAUCAUAUUUUAUUUUUGGCAUGUCAUAACCCCUUUAAUGAAGUUUCAGCAUCUAGGCUUUUUGUUUUCAGUUGAUUUUCCGCAUUACAGUUGGCACAGAUUUAUCGGUGAUCAUGUAGCAGUAAAGACUGAAAAUACUAGUCGCCAUUUGCAAGGUCUAAUUUCGACAGCUAGUCCAGAGAUCUUUUCUCGGCCCCUUCGACUAAUCUGAAUUCAGUCGCAACCCCCUUUGUUCAUUGUGGCCAAACUCCUGAAAUUCCUGAUGGGCACACCUUUCUCGUUCACUGCGGCACGUGAGGCAUCCUCGAAAGGCCUUAGUUGCAUGUGCAUGUAAUGGAGGAAGCACAGCCUCCCUGAGACACGGAAGGCAGGCUCACCUUGUUUUAUGCCAAACUUUUCUUCCCUUUGUGUGCUUCAGUCCGAUCUUGAGUUGCUUGUGCGACAUAUGUUUCAUGAGAAACGGACUCGCUGGUCGAGUUAUUAGUAGAUUGUGGAAUCUCGGUUUUUUUAUUUUAUCGUUGCUCUCGGCGGCUCGUGCGUGUCCCCUGGGCGAGGUGUCGCUUACUGCUCGGCAGAUUUCUUCGAACGAGGCAGACCUUGGCACAGCGUUCACUGAGGCAAGAAAAAUGCAACGAGCCUGCCAGACCAUCCCGAAGGGAGACUGCACUGUGGAACACACUUUUCUCUAUUUUUGUUUUGGUUGUCGCAGAACACCGAAGCCCGCAGCUCGCAGACAUGUGCACGCGACAUUGCGAACAACGGUGCGGAUGUUGUCUGCUACUCAUUUUUGGACUGUGAUACCCCAGGUAUCCGUGUAAGAAUGCAAGCAAUCUACAAGAAGCACAAUUUGUAUUUACAGUGCUAUUACUUCGCCAUGUUUUUGUUUUGUUUUUCUUGCAGAGUUUAUUUUGAAGCAUUCCCUUUUUGUUGCUUUUAGAUGGUCCACUAUGGAAAGCACAAUUUUUAUUUACAAGGGUUAUUACUUACACCGUAUGUUCUUUUUUAACUUUUGCCUGGAGAGUUUGUUUGGAAGCAUUAACUUUUUUUAAUUUUAGGCAGUGCCAAAUUUGUGUUUUGCUUUGUGUGAUAGUACUUUUGAUAUCUUUUGUUGGUGCAUUUUUACUUCGUUCAGAUAUGUUUUAGAAAACUUUUGUUGUUGCAUUCAUUUGUGUUUUGUUUUUAUUUUUGUUGUAACAAAGGUUGGCCAAGUUGCUGGAAAGUGUUGUAUUUGGACUGUGUUCAUACUCUUUUUUUUUCCUGAUUUUCAGUUACGCUGCAUUUUGUUCCUGGUGACAACACUGUGUUUUGUUCUGAAGUGCAGGGCUUUUGUCAUGAUGGCGGCACUUGACACGGCAGAGCUUUGGAGACAAACACACAACAAUAGUAGUACAAAACUUGUGAUGCAUCCGUGACCUCAUGCUCCUCAUCAGGCCUUCUUUCAUUUGCAUUUUUACAAGUUGCAGUUGUGAUAUACGAGCUGCGAGCUUGUUUAUACAUAUUCUCACUUUUCGACAUGCUCCUUGGAGCAAAGCUACUCUGUGGUGACAUCUAUCGUUUUGUUCCUGCAUUGCUUUUUCUUUUUUUUUUAACCUCAGCUUAUUUAAAAAUUUAUUUUGAGGUUUGAUAUUAUAAUUUUAGGGCAUCAUUAUUUGCCCGUUGACAGAGUUAUACUCCAGAAGAAGGUUCACUGCUUUUCUAAUUUCUCAUAAAAGUAUAUUUCUCCAACAUCGGUGACUCAUUGUUACUGGGAUUGUGCUGUUAAAAUAAUUUAUUCUAUAGCAGUGCUAUAGGAAUAGUGUGCCAUAGUCAUUAUUCAUCACCUGAAGAUCUAAGCAAAAAAGAUGAGCAAGUUUAAUUUUCAUUGGAGCAAUCUCUCAUUUUACGCUUCUCAAUUUGCUUUGAAUGCAUUCAAAUGAAGUUUCUGGGCUCUGUUGGAGCUAAGGUCGCUGGAUAUAGGCUAGGGGUGGUUUUGCAAUGCACUUCUCAAACCUCUUCUUGAGGGUCAGCUAGGACGCUCUCUGUGUUGUUGCCUUGUAAAUAGACAAAACUAGAAGUCAGCAGUCUGGAAAGCAUUAAACAGCAUAGUUUGAGCCACACCCGUCAUCAUUGUUAACAUGUCUGGCAGCGCCUUUUGGUCGUACUGUACAUAAGGCUGUCUACAAUCACGACGAAGCGUGUCUUUCUUAUAUCUUUGUUUGAUCGGUUGUCGCAUGCAUUAGUUGACGAUCGAGCCCCUUAGACCGUGAUGCUAUCCCAUUACCUGCUUCUACAGUUUUCUGCACGACGUCUGGUCGCAACCGUCUAGGGCUUUUGUUUUCGUUAUUGUUGUUGCCGAGAUGCCAUUCGUUGUCUUCUAGUCAGGAGCAUAGUUUUACAAGUCCGGCGAAAAAAGAGAUGCUAUCCGGCCCAGAAAGUUGCAGGCGUUUCAGGCAGUAGAGUAGCCUGCCCAUCAGCACCUAUAUAGAUCCGUUGUGCAUUAUGAUGCGCUGGCCUCCCACUUCAAGAUCAAAGCCCUGUUGUUGAACCGAACAAGCUCAUCAGUUAUAGGACAGCAGGGAAAAUACCAGUGGAAGCAGAGAUUGGGUUGCGACAUGUUUCAGUUUUAAUGCCCACCUUGUGAAGUGUGACUGCCUUGUCUCUAAUUACUUUGACUCUACGUUUUGCAUACUGCCUGUCCUCACAGUAUUACACUCACCACCUCUGUUAGCUAGAACAUGGCAGAUAGACCAUGAAGCACAGUCAGAAUCUCGCUUUAGAGUUCCGAGACGGGGCGUCGGGUACAAACACCCUUCUUGCAAUCGUGCGGAGCUCUAUUGCAAGUUUUGUCGACGUAUGUUAAAGUUUUGGGCGCUACUUGAUGCAAUCCUGCCUAGGCCUGUUUCUAUUCGCUUCUUUGUAUGUAUGUUCCCUUAGAAGAUGACAACUUUGGCUGUUGAUGAUGUGCGAAUUAUGAUGCUUGCUCCGGCACCGAUUGUCCUCUUCCACUCCUCUAUCUGUUGCCGACUGUGUUGGCGUGGUUAGCCGGUGCCAGGCUUAGGUUGUGAAGCUACCCGUGUGCUUGGUCUUGCACUGUGAAGUUUUUUGUUGGCAGGUCGGUUUCUUUCUUAUCUGCUAGCGUCGAUACUCCUAAGAAGUGUCAAGGUGCACGCUGUGUUCUUGUGCAAGCUGUCUUCACAAAGGCCGCCAUUUCUCUCUUGUUACAUGCCAUUGAGGUGGGAGGUAUUUAUUUCGCUGCAUCAGUUAGAGCUUGCCUAGUUGUUGCCUUUACUUGUGAAUCUCCUUUUACAUUCAUGCUUACUCUUACAUAUAUGCUAAAAAGGCUAUUUACUUUUACUUUUUAGGAUUCUAGCUGGAUCUACCUGUUUCACCAAGUCUAGAAAUCAAAUAAUACAGAUGUGCAUGUCACAUUUUUUCUAUGAAACGCAUCACCAGUCUUGUGCGCUUUCCCCAUCUGCGCUGAGGAGGGAAGGUAACAAAUCGGCCGAACAGCAACUAUGGCCUUCCAUCAGUCAUCCUCUAAGUACAGAGGAUAAGUGAAUAAGGUUAAGAACAAAAAUAUUAAUGCCGGGGUUAACACAUGAUGCACAGCCAGAGAGGAGAGAAUCUCCCCUCGAUUCCUCUUUUCCAACUCGAGAACAAAGGAAAGUAAGUUUUCUUUCUGUGGGGAGUAGCUCAGAGAUGCGUUCUCUUUGGGAGAGGAGAAAAGAGUGUGAAAGGGAAUGGAUAGGACAAGGAGCAAGGAUUUUCUGCAUGGCAGAAAAAGAGUUCUGUAGGUCGGCGUAUAACACCAAUAUUUUUCUUGUGCGGGCAAUGGAUUAUUUCAGCCAUUGUAGAAGGUUGACCCCUUUUUGAAGCAGGUAGAUUAAGUCUUGGAAAGAUGGCCAGAAAAGUAUUUAGUGCAGCUUUACGUUGCUCAGUAGGAUCUGGUUCCCGUGGACAGUGCAGUCCGUGGUGUGCCGCUUUAAAGUUGUCAAAAACCUUUGAUUGUAAGUCUGCACGUUCAAUUCGAAGCUUAUAGGCAAAAGUCAGUGUUGCUUUGUUGGGAGUGGAUGAGUUAAAGUAGCUACCUAUGGAGUACCAUUCUUACUGUCUACACUUGCACAUAGUUUGUUUAUUUCUGUUGCAAACUCUGAAGAAAAAGUUGAGCGUUGUUUUUACAUUCCUGCGUCGUUCAAGAACCACAAGGCACUUGAUACAUUUCAUGAGGAGGUAUAAGAUAGGAAUUUAUUCUACAUAACUGAUGUGGCGAGCAAUGUGAAAGCGAAGUACAAAAGUUUAAAUCUGCACGAGUCUGCUUUUCAGCAGAUUCAUGUAUAUUCAAACUUUACACGGGGUUACCGGGUUGUUUUCACCUGUACAUAAAUGCUGCUCCUUCCUCCCUUGUGUCCAGUGAGUUUUGUAAGAUUUGUGUACUGCCAAAACGUUAGCUGCCAAUAAAUUUCAUUGACACUGUCGCG
Messenger RNA from Ixodes scapularis (black-legged tick), 8908 nucleotides. RefSeq names its product gamma-aminobutyric acid type B receptor subunit 1 (gene GABA-B-R1). The record is from RefSeq and is a predicted model, not a curated record. Gene Ontology annotation, molecular function: G protein-coupled GABA receptor activity. NCBI's taxonomy places the organism in Eukaryota, Metazoa, Arthropoda, Arachnida, Ixodida, Ixodidae. The transcript is spliced from 17 exons. Gene Ontology annotation, cellular component: G protein-coupled receptor heterodimeric complex; membrane. The coding region runs from base 256 to 2865 and encodes 869 amino acids. Gene Ontology annotation, biological process: gamma-aminobutyric acid signaling pathway; G protein-coupled receptor signaling pathway.